UACGGAACAUGAAGCCGGGUAAGCUGCUUCUCAUAUUCCUGUCCACAGUCUGUUAUGCAGCCAGAGCUGUACGCAACAAUACGACUGUUUGUCGAUCUGAGGAAGAUGUCGUUGUUUCGGUUAUGAAGGAUUACAACAGGCAUGUAAGGCCAUGUCUUAGUUUGAAGGAACCAAUGGAAAUAAACAUAGUGUUCAGCUUGAUGAAUAUUAACGAACUGGACGAGCUAACAGGGAAAUUUUCUGUCAUGGGAUUUUUCUACAUAUCCUGGUGGGACCCCAGGAUACAGUGGGAACCGAAAAGGUACCAUAACGUCCGAAACAUAUUUCUCCCGCAAACUCUGGUUUGGAGACCUUCAAUUUUCCUGACAAACUCCUUCUCCAAACAUCGUAACCUCGGGAAUGAUGAAAUGAUUAUUCAUUAUACGUCUUCCGGACACGCAGCCUGGAAUCCUGGUGACGUCAUUGAGACCGUUUGCGAUGUGGACGUUGUGAAUUUUCCUUUCGAUGUCCAAGUCUGUAAGUUGACCUAUGUCACUUGGGGAUAUUCUUUAACUAAAAUGAAUUUCAAACUCCUCUUUGAUAAAGUGAAUCUUAAGUAUUUCUCCCCACACGGUGUUUGGGAUGUUCUUGAAACGUCAGCUUUCGCGCAAUCUGAACACAACAUGGACUACGUGCAUUUUGUGGUAAAAUUAGGGCGAAGGUCGAGAUUCUUCUUAAUCAACAUGUUAGUACCUGUCCUGAUGUUGGGACUUUUGAAUAUAUUCGUCUUUGUUAUUCCCGUUGCCCAUGGUGACAGAAUAGCCUACACCCUCUCUGUUCAUUUAGCAAUCAUUGUCUUUCUAACGCUUGUAUCCGGAAAUCUUCCGCAAACGUCCAAGCCAAACAUUUCCCUUAUCUGUUACCUACUCUUAGCAAACGUUUUCCUCUCGGCAUUUAUCAUUAUCUUCACCAUCAUCGGUCUGCGAAUUCAUCGCAAAUCAACAAAAGAAGUCCCCAAGUGCAUCAAGAACUUUAUAUGUACUUUUCGCAAAGUUGAAGAAACACAAAAUGAAAAAAGUGAAAAACAUGACAUCACGUGGAAAGAUGCGGGGAAGUAUUUUGAUCGAUUGUGUAUUUUUCUUUUUGUGUCGGCAUUCAUUUUUACAAAUUCGACAUUGCUCCUGAAAAUGAGUGGCUCAAUAUAGCGAAUACAUGAACGCUAUGUGUUGGCAUAGAACAAAACCCACCAUCAACAACCAAGUCCGGAACAGUUUACACCUUAAUGAAGAUGUCUUGUUUCGUAUCGUCGGUGGCGUGGAGGCUUUGAUAUUAUUACCUAUAUGUGAUUAUUAUAUGGAGCUUUGUUAUUUUUCUAAGUGGAUUUCGUAUUUUCAUUAACCAUGAACUGGAAACAAUUAACUCAUUUCUGGACACGUUAAUGUACAGUGUAUGUCGUCAAUUUCAACCAUGUUUCUUACUUGUGAAUAAUCGUGAUCAAUUAUAACAAGAUAAAUUCCUUCCU
Molecule: messenger RNA, 1501 nt
Organism: Ostrea edulis (European flat oyster)
Lineage: Eukaryota; Metazoa; Mollusca; Bivalvia; Ostreida; Ostreidae
Product: acetylcholine receptor subunit beta-type lev-1-like
Exons: 1
Coding region: 9-1184 (391 amino acids)
Biological process (GO): monoatomic ion transmembrane transport; nervous system process; regulation of membrane potential
Cellular component (GO): synapse; membrane; neuron projection
Molecular function (GO): extracellular ligand-gated monoatomic ion channel activity; transmembrane signaling receptor activity; neurotransmitter receptor activity
Source: RefSeq, a predicted model, not a curated record